AUGAGGAAAUACGGCUGGAACAGUUUCAAGGAUUUCAUUUUCAGGAAUCCUGCUGUCAUCGACCAGGAUCCACAUGUGGAUGAUGAUGAUGAGAAUACUGAGCGUGGGAACUGGGCCAGCAAGAAGGAGUAUAUCCUCUCUAUGAUCGGCUAUGCUGUUGGACUGGGAAAUAUCUGGAGAUUUCCAUAUUUGGCCUACAAGAAUGGAGGGGGUGCCUUUCUUAUCCCCUACUUUUUGAUGUUGGUGCUGGCUGGAAUUCCCCUUUUCUUCCUGGAAAGUGCCUUUGGGCAGUUUUGCAGCCAAGGUCCAAUUAACGUAUGGAGAUCAGUGCCAAUCCUGCAGGGUGUUGGCGUUGCCAUGGUUAUGGUGACUCUAAUAGUCUCAAUUUAUUAUAACGUCAUCAUUGCUUACAGCCUGUACUACAUGUUCGCCUCCUUCCAGUCUCCUCUGCCGUGGUCCAGCUGCCUCAGUUGGGCCAACAGCAACUGCAGCAACACUCCUAUAGUGUACUGCAAUGUAAGUGGUGUUUUAGUGACCAACUUGACUCAGGAAAACACCACCUGUCCUUCAUCCAACAUGAUCACAGUUCCAGUGCAGAGUCCGAGUGAGCAGUACUGGGAUCGUGUGGCUCUGCAGAGAUCCAGUGGUCUGGAUGAAACAGGGCCAGUAGUUUGGCACUUGGCCCUCUGUCUGCUGCUGAGCUCCAUAAUUGUUGCUGCAGCGCUCAUCAGAGGCAUCAAGUCCUCAGGCAAAGUUGUGUAUUUCACUGCUACUUUUCCUUAUGUGGUGAUUCUGAUCCUGCUGAUCAGAGGUGUGACACUAGAGGGAGCCAGAGAUGGGAUUGAGUUCUACAUUGGUUCCCAAUCCAAUUUGACUAAACUGACAGAAGCACAGGUCUGGAAAGACGCUGCAACUCAGACCUUCUACUCUCUCUCGAUUGGCUGGGGUGGAGUCAUAACUCUUGCUUCUUAUAACAACUUCCACAACAAUGUAUUCAAGGACUCAUUUGUUGUAACCCUUACUAAUGCUGGUACCAGUGUGCUUGCAGGCUUUGCCAUAUUUUCAAUCUUGGGUCACAUGGCUCACAUCUACAAAAUGCCUGUUGGAGAAGUGGUGAAGGAAGGAUUUGGCCUGGCAUUCAUUGCAUAUCCAGAUGCUCUGUCUAAGCUUCCUAUUUCCCCUCUGUGGUCCAUUUUGUUCUUCUUCAUGCUUUUCACUGUCGGUCUGGACUCACAGUUUGCAGGAAUAGAGGUGAUCACCACCUGCCUGCUCGAUGCCUUCCCUAAAAUAUUCAAGUCCAAACGAGCUUUAUUGACUAUUACGACGUCUGCCAUCCUCUACCUGCUGGGACUGCCAUGUGUCACAAGGGCAGGAAUAUACUGGGUGACUCUAAUUGACCAGUUUGCUGCCAGCUGGGUGCUGCUAUGUUUGGCUCUCUUGGAGAUCAUUGGUGUCUGCUACAUAUAUGGAGGGAACCGUUUUAUUAAAGACAUUGAGAUGAUGAUCGGAAAAAAGAGUUUCAUAUUCUGGCUGUGGUGGAGAGCAUGUUGGUUCUUCAUCAGUCCCUGCAUCAUAGUGGUGAUCCUGAUCUGGUCUCUGAUGACAGUUACGCCACCCCUCUAUGGAGGAGUCCAGUUCCCAGUCUGGGGUUUGGCUCUGGGCUGGUGCAUGGCUAUAUUUAUGCUCCUCUGGGUCCCCAUCGUCGCUGUGUAUAAGCUGAUGAAAGCCGAAGGAAGCCCUUGGAAGCGUCUGAAGUCGUUGUGCUCUCCAGUUGAAGAAUGGCAUCCCUAUCUGGACGUCCAUCGAGGAGAGCGCUACUCACAAGAUCGUUGUCGCCUGAGGAUGAGCCAUAGAACCAAACCAGAAACAAAUGUGAAUGUAAUCUCGAGCUCAUGGCUCUGA
Messenger RNA from Anoplopoma fimbria (sablefish), 1902 nucleotides. RefSeq names its product solute carrier family 6 member 14 (gene slc6a14). Gene Ontology annotation, cellular component: membrane. Gene Ontology annotation, biological process: sodium ion transmembrane transport. Gene Ontology annotation, molecular function: L-proline transmembrane transporter activity. The record is from RefSeq and is a predicted model, not a curated record. Bases 1 to 1902 code for a protein of 633 amino acids. NCBI's taxonomy places the organism in Eukaryota, Metazoa, Chordata, Actinopteri, Perciformes, Anoplopomatidae. The transcript is spliced from 15 exons.